UGUUAAAAAAAAUUGAUGCUUCUUAGAGUGACCCAUCAAUGUUGCGGGUGGAUCCAAUUUCGAAUGAAAAAAAAAUAAAAUAAAAAAACUCUAGGAACAAAAGGGUUUGCAAUUUGCAUAAUAACUUGAUAAACCCCUCUCCUGAAAAUGGCACCAAAACCUUUCAACUUUCCCGCCAAACGUACAACCGCCAUUUUCCUUCUAACCGCAACCACAGCCGCCGCCGCCGCAGCUACUGCCAACUCCGACAACCUCUCCGCCGACAAAAUCAGAGCUCAAAUCCAUGGAAUCGUUCGCACCACUCGCGCCAUCUCCACGGUUGCUUCUACUGUCGUCGAUUACGAAUUCUCGCUCCGCGGCCUACAAAAGCAUUCCGAUCAGUAUCAUCAGACGAUUUCGCAGGUUCAUCAACGUUCUGCGGAGAGGUUUCUAAAGUUAUGUGAAGCUAACAAAGGGUUUUAUGUGAAAGCUGGACAAUUCAUUGCUUCACAGAAAGUGCUUCCGAGAGAGUACUCUUCAACUUUGUCUUCGUUACAGGACCAGGUUUCUCCUCUUCCUUUUAAAGUCAUUGAGAAAGUGUUGAAGGAUAAUCUCGGACCGGAUUUCUCUGAGAAGUUUUUGUCCAUUGAUGAACGACCUAUAGGCGCUGCAUCUAUUGCUCAAGUGCACUAUGCAGUACUAAAAAGUGGUCAAGAAGUAGCAAUCAAGGUGCAAUAUCCUUGGAUAGAGCAGCAGAUGCAUUUUGAUACAAGAACAAUGUAUUUCCUAUCAAAAACUAUUGCUUGGCUAUACCCUCAAUAUAGGUUUGAGUGGCUACCAUUAGCGUUUGCCAAAACUGUGUCUUCAGAACUAGAUUUUGUUCAGGAGGCAAGGAAUUCUGAGAGAGCAGCCAAAAAUUUCAGAAACAACAAAAUGGUCAGAAUUCCUGAUGUAUUCUGGGAGUUGACAACUAGGCAAGUCCUAACAAUGCAAUUUUAUACAGGACACAAGAUUGAUGACUUGGAUUUUCUGAAUGAGAUUGGAGUUGAUCCAGAAAAGGUAGCAAAAUCACUGAUUGAGCUAUUUGCUGAAAUGAUAUUUGUGCACGGUUACAUACAUGGUGAUCCACAUCCUGGUAAUGUACUAGUUUCUCCUGAAGGUCAUAAUGGUUUCUCUUUGGUUCUUCUAGAUCAUGCAGUCUACAGGGAAUUGGAUGAAGAAUUUAGAGAAGACUUUUGUCAGUUAUGGGAGGCUUUGAUUCUCAAGGACUCAAAGAAAACAAUGUGGCUUGGUGAGCGAUUUGGUGCUGGGAAGUAUUCUCGAUACUUACCCAUCAUUUUCACCGGAACAACUAUCGAAAGCAAAUAUUCUUCUGGAAUGUCGAUCAAGGAAAAAGAGACUAUGAAACAUGAAUUGAAAUCUCUGAUGUUUGAGGACUUGUUUUCAUUCAUGGAGUCUAUGCCGCCAGAUUUUAUUGCUAUAUUGCAUGUAGAUGCACUCCUGAGGUCUAUCAUUAGAAAGAUGGAUGUCUCACGGCUCAUCAGAUUGCUAACGUACACCAAAUAUGCAGUAUAUGGUCGUCUCUGUUCAAAAUUGGAUGGUGAACUGUGUAAAAUGCCAGAUUUUGCUGUGAAAGCUGUUUUCUUAAGUUUCAUAUCAACAUUAAGAUAUUUUCACAUCCUAAUCAAGGUCCUUAUUGGGGCUAUAUUUGAUAGUACCCCUUGGCGGCAGAAAGUGAAGAAUAUACAAAAUUACUUGAAUUGCAAGAUUGGUAGUAGUGAUUUCUGGGGCCUUCUGGUCCACUCUGCAUUUCUUCUUUUUUGUAUGCGUCCUAAUGCUUCGUUUUGAGCAUUGAAUUCUAUGUCUAGUGACGAGCUCCAUCCCGAUGCAGCUCGCAAUCUGUAAAUUGUAAAAAAAUGGAGGUCCAUCUUGCUGCUUCCUUCUAACAGGAGUGUUAUACUUAUAUUACCUUUCCAAUUACAUAUUUUCUGUCAAAUGUCAAAGACUGCGUAAAAUAACAAAUAAUAUAAUUAAAAAUUCUCAUACUGAAUGAUAAAAGUUACAUAUUUUUAGUGCCGAA
Molecule: messenger RNA, 2059 nt
Organism: Trifolium pratense (red clover)
Lineage: Eukaryota; Viridiplantae; Streptophyta; Magnoliopsida; Fabales; Fabaceae
Product: aarF domain-containing protein kinase 1
Exons: 16
Coding region: 148-1827 (559 amino acids)
Source: RefSeq, a predicted model, not a curated record